CACAACAAUCAUCAGGCUAUCAUAAGUCUUGAGUUAGGUGAUUUAGCAAGGUUCCAAGCAGCAAUAUGCCUUCUUUUAGCAAAAUUCUAUGUGACACAGAUGUGAAGAAACAAAUGGCAGUCAAUAGCGACUUUGUUGGUCAUCUCCCGGAAAGCAGAGGAGGGGAAACGGUAACUUUUCCUGUCGUGGACGGUUCGGGAACAACUUGGCAGUUUGGGUAUUAUGUUCGGAGGGAUGGGCACCCGAAACCAGUUUUUCAAGGGGGCUGGCAUGAUUAUCGCCGCGACAGAGGUCUCAAAGCGGGUGAUAAAAUUACCUUUUGGGCAGAUGGCGGCAACUACAGCAUCCAAGCAGAAAGGAAAAUCAAACUGUUGGGUAAAGAGAUGUGGACCAGUGACUUCUAGACAUGGACAAGCAGCUGGUUGAUGUUUUUGUUUUGUGAAUUAUAAUCGUGGCAGCUUAAGUUAAAGUAUCUUGUUAAUUUUGUUUCGUGGAGUUGUGUCUGUUUGCAGUUGGGGUUAGUUAAAUGUUAUGUUCUGAAAUUUGAAUGUUUGUUGGUUUUGAUUUGAUGUAUAAUUGCGUAUGUCUAUGUUAU
Messenger RNA from Rubroshorea leprosula, 595 nucleotides. The record is from the annotation of a GenBank genome assembly. NCBI's taxonomy places the organism in Eukaryota, Viridiplantae, Streptophyta, Magnoliopsida, Malvales, Dipterocarpaceae.